Molecule: messenger RNA, 7901 nt
Organism: Cinara cedri
Lineage: Eukaryota; Metazoa; Arthropoda; Insecta; Hemiptera; Aphididae
Source: the annotation of a GenBank genome assembly
GCCUACACUGGACUUAACGGAUUUAAGACAUUGGAGGGGAAAGUACUAGGUAGAUGUUAAAUUGAUGAACACAAAUCGUACAUUGAGAAAACGUUAGUGUGAGUACGAUGUUAUAUUUUCUGCAACAUACCUUGUAAUGACAGUGUCCAUAUUUAUCAUAUUGGUAAGUCUUAUUUUCCUAUUAAUUUUAUUUAUUACACUUAUAAUAGAUUAAAUUAUAUUUUUGUUUUAUUUAUCAUCCGAUAUUAUUAUGAUAAAAAAUAAUUCAAAAAUAUAUUUGAAUUAUUUUGACGAUCGAACAGUAAUUUUGUCUUAUCCUCUGAAUUAUUUUUCAAAUUAAGUUCCAUGUUUGUUUUUUAAAAGAUUAUUUUCUCUCGUCAUUAGUAGGCACCUAUUGAUUUAGAUAUUUUUUUUAUUUAAACAAAUUUUUGGAAAUAAAUUUUAUUUAAAGAAAUGUUUAUACCUAAUGUAAAAUAAUAAUAAAAUAUUACCUAUUUCUUUACCUGUGAUCGUUGCUAAAACAAAUUGUGAUACCUUUUUAAUUAUUUUAAUUAAUCUGUGACUAUGUGUAGAUUGUCUAUAUUGUACUAUUAAUUUAAAGUUAAUUCGUUUAAUUUAUUUAUGAUACAAAAUAUAAAAAAUAUUCACCGUUAGGCUAGAUUUAUAGACAUAUUUACAAUUUAUGUAUAUUUAUUCUAAAUUACUAGAUUAAAUACCUAGGUUAUAAGUAACAUAAAUAUUAUUUACAUGAUGUAUAUUGUAGAAUAUGUUGAUUCACAUAUUUUUUUUAUAUAGGUACAUAUGUAUAUUUUAACAUAUUUUGUUCAAAAUAAUUUUCGAUGAAAGUGAUUAUGAUGUGUUACUAUAUCAAAUUUUUAAUCACAUGGUUGGGAAAUGAAAGGAAGCUACAAAAUUAUUUUCAACUUUAGAAGCUUAUACAUCAUAAAAUAUUCGUAUGUCUUUUGUAUAAAAAUAAACAAAUAACAAAUGUCAAUUAAAACCGUUAAUUUAUUUAGACCUUUCAAAUGAUAUUCCAUUAGUUAGGUUAGGAUAGGUUAGAUGCACGAACAAUUAAUUGUUUGUUCUUCAGUCUUAUGUACUUAUAGAAAACUAACCUUCAUUUUAGAUUCCGAUCGUAGUGAGGGAGCUAUUGGUUUUACAAUGUUGUUUAUUUUUUUCCCUUCUUUUCUUUGUUCUUUGUUCUAGACCGUAAACACGAUUUUUACGUGUAGUAACUUUUCUGAAUGCUCAAGUUGUCUAGAUUGUACUUUAAAGAGAGCAUUUUUUAAUUUCCGAUGCUAUUUUUUAAAUAAAAUCACUUAAAUAAAAAAAAAAAACCUAGAAAAACGUACAGUUUCAUGGUUUCAUUAUUCUAUAAAAACACAGACGACGUUUUCUACCAGAAAAAAUGAUUUAACUGAAAAAUCACAAGAUACCGUUUUGAUUUAAUUUCUCGCGGUAUCAUCACCAAAACUUUUGAGUCACUAAGGGCUUUUAAGGAAUUUAAACUUUUGGCAGUCUUUUUGCUGACAUUCGGUUAUAAACACACAUAGAGACUUGAAACUUGGAAAUAAUACUUAUAUUAGAUUUGCUAUGACGUGGUAAAAUUUUUUUAAAUCAAAUUUAAACGAAAAUCGCAAAAAAAAUUACCGCACUUCUAAUUAUGUAUUAACGAACUGCGCUUGGAAUCGUCUUUCGUCAAGAAAUGGUUUACCGUUGUUUACAGAUAUAAAUGAAUUAACCUUAUUUAUUCUACCUCUUGUAUACUUUCAUGGAAUGAACCAGAGAUAGUUACAUAAAGCCUUAACGUCUAAAUAAAAUUAUAAGUAUUUCGGUUAAUGAAUCCUAAGGUUUUUAAUGCUUUACAGCAAAUGAAGUCAAUAUAUGUUUGGAAAAUGAUAAAUUAUAUGAAAAAAAUAUCACAUAAAUCAUUAACAGACUGGACUUUAUUAGUACGAAAAAUGUAUAGGAUAAUGAGUUUUGAAGAAAGAAAUGAAAAUCUUGCUCCGAUAUAUAUGCGCGGCACCAUUUCUGAAAGGAAAUAUUGUCUAGAUUUGUCGUGGUACUUUUAGGAGGUCAUUUUUGAUUUUCCUAGCGGUUUUCAUAAUAUGUGGAAAAAACCAGGAUAAAACAUAAGAAAAACGGGAAAUGUAAAAAAUUAAUGCUUUUAUUAUUUUACUGUUUGUUGUAAUUCAGCUAAAAAUAUUUGUAGAGAUUUGAAAUUUGGACAAAAAACUUAAACCAUUUUUGAGCUAUUUAUAGACAUUUUAGUUUUGCGAGUUUUGAACGUAAUUUUUAUUCGAUAGAUAUUUUGUGGUAAAAUUGCAAAACUUCACAAAACUACUUGAAAAUUUAACGAGAGGUUCAUUAAGUCUUACUUUGUGGUAAAAAAAAAAAUUGAGUUUAAUGUAGUAUUUGUAUUUACAAAGGAAUUUUGGUAUUCAAUUUUUACGAAAAUUGUUUGAAUAAAAAAUUAUGUGGAACAAAUCUAAUUUUUCAAUAUUUUUUUUUGAACAUAUAUGUAUUUCCGAUUUAAGAAGGAUGGUGAAGUCAGAAUUGAGCGGAAUGACUAAGUUUCGAAAUUAUAGCUUUUUGAAGUUCAGAUAUUAAGCAGAUAUUACAUGUUUAUGUUAAAUAAUUCUAUAUUGUUUGUUUUACUAUACGUUUGUUGUAGUCGAAUGGUCGUAAGUACGUAUUGUCAUACUACAAACAAAUCCGGGUUUUGAAAAGAAAUUGUUUACACUUUUUUUACCCUUUUACCUAAAUAGAAGAAAAACAAUAACAGUUUUAAGUGUACCUAGAGCUAUCGCUCGCUCGGACGAUUUUAAUCGAAAAAUACCCCUCGAUUUGUUGUGCAAACUUUUCUACCAAAAAUCUUGCUCCCAUGUAUCAAGUGUAGCUUAUUUUCUAAAAGGAAAUUUUAUCUCCAUGGUUUAGGGAGGUCAUUUUUGUGAUUUUUCAAUAGGUUUUAAUAAUAACUGGGAAAAACGAAAAAUGUACGAAAUGUAGGUAUGAGUAAAAAAAUAUGAUAGCCUUUUUUUUUCUGGGUACAACUUUUCUACCAGCAAUUUUGCUCAGAUUUACAAUGAAAGCACAGUUUCUGAAAGUAAACCUGACUGUAAAGGUACUUUAGGGGGUUCAUUUUUCGAUUUUUCUAAGAGUUUUCUUAGCAAAUGUUAUAAUCCGGGAAAAACACGGGAAUACCGGGAAAAAUGGGAAAAUCGGUAUAGUAUUAAACAAAUAUUGUUAAAGAAAAUAUAUAAUGCCUAUUUAAUUAUUUUACUAUAAAAUGACGUAUAUUGUUGACAAAGCAUCAUUAUCAACUGAACUCCGAUCAGAAUCGUUUUUUCGUUAGCAAUGGCUUAUCGUUGCUUACAGAUACACAGAUAUAUUAAAUUACCUAUGACAGGGGCUGCUCCCGUCUCCAUUAUCCUAGGACGUCUUUUUUUUUUGUUUGUAACUAAACAAAUUUUCUACGAGAAAUCUUGCUCUGAUAUAUAGAGUAUAAUAAGCGCAGCACAUCAAAAAUAUCUGCGAGUGAAUAACCAUUGUUAUUUAAAUUAACUAAAUCGAAAGAAGAUGUGUUAUCAGGAUGGUUAGGAGGGUUAAAUGGAACAUUAACCCAUUUGAAGAACAAAAAUUAGAAAUGUCUUGGUCAUCAUCAACAGAUACACCUAUUAUUUAGCGUCAUUAUAUUUGGAAUGUAAUUUUUUUCCUUCCUAGAUUUGAUGAAAUCCCAAAAUUGCAUUGGAUUAUCCACUAAUGAUAAUUGUGUUCGGGAAAGGUAGUUUGAAUUGUAUUUUGUACAAAACAUCUACGUAUACAGGCCUCGAAAAUAUUAUUUGUGUUCAAACUCUAUAAUUUCAACCUAAAUACCACAAUUUCCAAGUAAUGUAAUUUCACUACGUUGCCCGUGAGCUAGACAAUAAAUGCGGAUGUGGCGUCCUCUUAAUAUUUGAUAUCUAAUACAUUAUGUAGGUACUAUAAUGUAUAUUACAUAUCAUUGUAACUUGAAAUUUUGAGUGUUUGCAAAAAAUUUGUUAUUUUAUCUAUUUAUUACAAAUAAAAUAAAAUUUUAAUAAAUCGUGAUUUUUUUUUUCAGAACCGAUUAUGUAUGUGACGUGAAUCCGUUGUAGCUAUGCCAGACACCAGCAACUGCUCGAUGAAUAGUCGCGAUGACGCGUAUACGUGUUCACUGGGAAGUGACGAUUUCAUUCUAGUCGAAGAAGUUGUUUCUGGUCAGAAAAUAAACACGGUUGAAACGAUACAGGAAAUCUGUCCAUGGCUGAUCGAAAAGUUGCGCGGAGCGUUUACCGUGAAGAAUGCGAAACGCAAGCUACCCAUAUUGAGGUGGUUGCCGCGUUACACGGUCGAGGACGGGCUGGGCGACAUAAUGGCCGGUGUAACUGUCGGUCUGACGGUCAUACCGCAAUCGAUGGCGUACGCAGGACUGGCCGGUCUCCCGCCAGAACAGGGACUGUACAGUUCGUUUUUGGGCUCGUUGAUUUACACAUUUGUCGGCAGCUGCAAAGACGUGCCCGUCGGACCGACGGCCAUCGUGUCGCUGAUGACGUACAGCGAGCUGUACCGCCAGGGACCGGGCUACGCCACUCUGCUGUGUUUCCUGACCGGCGUCAUACAGCUGGCCGUGGGCCUCUGCGGCCUCGGCAUAAUCAUCGAUUUCGUGUCCGGCCCCGUGUCAUCCGGGUUCACGUCCGCCGUAGCGCUGUUGAUCAUCACGUCGCAAAUAAAAGACCUGAUCGGCGUCCACGGAUCCGGGUCCAGUCUCUGGGAAAUGUUGCUUUCACUAUACCGGGAUGCAGACAAAAUUAGUGUCGGAGACACGGCCAUCGGCGUCGGGUGCAUUAUACUGCUGUUGACAUUGAGAAUCUUGGCCGAAAUCCGAAUCGGCCCGGCGGACCCCGGACAACAGACCACCGUUCAAAAGUAUAUGAACAAAAGCAUGUGGUUCGUAGGAACGAUUAGAAAUUCGAUAAUCGUCAUCAGUUGUACCGUGGCGAGUUACGUGUACAUCAAUUCGCGAACCGCCGAGUCUGUCGAACAAAUACCGUACAAGAUCAUCGGCAAAGUACCGGCGGGCCUUCCGGCCUUUGAUCCGCCGCCGUUCUCGAUGCACCGAGGCAACGAGACCGUCGGUUUUUUCGAAAUAGUGUCGCAAAUGAGGUCGCACGUAAUCGUUUUGCCACUGAUCGGACUGCUCGAAAAUAUAUCCAUUUGUAAGGCGUUCGCAAACGGCAAUACCGUCGACUCGAAACAGGAACUGUUCGCUAUCGGCCUGUGCAACAUUGGCAAUUCGUUUGUGCACGGUUUCCCGGGUUCCGGCUCGUUCAGCAGGAGUGCCGUGAACAAUGCCAGCGGAGUACGCACCCCGUUGGGUGGAACGUACACGUCCGUCUUGGUGAUCGUGGCCUUGCUAUUUUUGACGCCACAUUUUUAUUACAUACCCAAAACAUGUUUGGCCGCGGUCAUCAUAACGGCCGUGGUAUUCAUGGUCGAGCUGAGAGUAGUCAAACCGAUUUACCGUUCGAAGAAGAGCGACCUGAUCCCAGGUUUGUUCACGUUUUUCGCUUGCCUGGUUUUGCCCCUGGAGAUUGGUGUUUUGUUCGGCAUCGGUCUGAACCUAAUGUCGAUUUUGUAUCACGCAGCCAGACCCAAAAUAUCCAUUAAAGAAUGUAAGACCCGCACAGGUUAUAAGUACCUGAUGCUCACUCCGGACAGAUGUUUAGUGUUCCCAUCCGCGGAUUACGUCCGUAACUUAGUCACCAAACACAGUCUCAAACGGGACAUGCCGGUGGUUAUCGACUGUUCCCAUGUGUACGGUGCCGAUUUCACUGCCGCCAAAGUCAUAGAAAUGCUUUCCAUAGAUUUCGCCAACAGAAAACAGGCGUUAUUUUUUUACAACCUCAAGCCCACCGUGGUUGAAGUAUUCAAAGGUGUCAAACCAAAAGAGUUGAUUUUUUACUACAAGAAAAAAGAAUUAGACAGAUUAUUACAAAACGCGAGUGAAGAAGUUGCAGGGGGCACCACAACAUUAUUAGAGCCAUUACUGAAAAAAUAGUGAAUAAAUUAAGUUCAACAGUGCUUAAGUGUAACACGUUAAAACAAAGUAGUUACCUAUGUUUAAUCAUAUUGAUCCGUAUAACGAUUUGCUGUAAAUAAGUUUUAUAUCUUUUUAUAUUAUUUAGUAGAUAAACACCAGUUGUAUGUUUUAACAAACACUAGUUUUUAACUAGUGCACACUAAUUUUUCUUCACUUAUUCAACCCUAAAAAUCCAAUAGUUUACUAAAUUUUUAGUGAAUAUUUACCUAUUUUCAAAUCAAAUAUUUGCCUUUAAUUUUUCAUUACAAGUUCUAAAAUGUUAACUUUUGUAUCCACUUAUUGAAAAUAGAUUUUAGAUAAUCGACAUUAUUUAUAAAUGUAUAUAUUGUUCCAAAUCGCAUCAUAUUAAAAAAAUUAGACUUCUCAAAUUAAUACAAUUUUAGCAAAUCCAGUCCAAACUCUUUCCAAGUAUUUUUAUAUUUACUUUUUUUUACACGGAAAUACCAGUUUUAUUUUAGAUAGUACCUAUAAUUUUUUUUUGGUGUAAUUUAAAAAUAUUGGAUACAAUUAUUUUAUUUUUAAACACAAUAUUACUCCUAAUUUAGUAAAAUCAUUAAUCUUACAUGCUUACGUUUUAAUUUAUUAAACAAUGUGGAAAACAAAAUAUGUAUUCAUUGUCAUAGUUUACAGAAUUCAGAUCAUAAUAGUUGAAAUAAAGUUUGAUCCAGUGGUUCCAAUGUCCCAUUUACAUGAAUUUUCUCAAGUUAUAACCGUGUUAUACUAUUUGGUUUGUUUUCAUAUAGAUUGUGAGCAAACUUCUUAGUAAAAAACUAAAUUAAAUUUCAUACACUGCUUGACACUUAAAUAUUUAUUUUGAAUGCAACAAUUAUUUCUUGUACAAUUGACAAAGCUAAUAUUAAUAAAAAUGUAUAAGCUUAAAAUAUAAAUAAAUAUAAAUAAAUAUAAAUAUUGACUAGAUAAAAUGUAAUUUUUUUUUUAAUAUGCCUAGUUUAUAAUGCGAGUGACUAGUACUAAUAACAAGUACUAUGCAUUGUGUAAACUAGGCAAUAAAAAAAAAGAAAAAAUAAUUUCAAUAAUUCAUUUACAAGAAAAGUUUUUUCAACAUUAUACAAACAAUAUAAAUCAUAAACUUUAGCUUAAUAUAUCAAAAAAAAAUAUUUAUAUAUAUUAAGACAUACGUAUUGGAUAAUAUUGAAUUUUUAUAUAAAAUUCACAUAUCCUUUAUAAUUUUAACAAGGAUUUACUACUAAUUAGGUUCAACAAAUUGUAUGUAUUAACCAUACAAAUAAUAAAUUAAUGAUAUUAUCUUUAAAGAUAAUAAUAUUAUAAGAAAAAAAUACUUUUAAAAAUUAAAGACACAUUAAACACACAAUUAGAAAUCAGCCAACAUUUAAAACCCAAAUAAUAUAUUCCCUAUACUUUUCCUUGAAUGGUUAUUAAUUUUAUUGAUUGAUGUAUAUACUGAAAAAAAAACUAAAUUUAUUAAAUACAAAUGUAGUGGGGAUUAUAAUUAUGUAUAAUUUAAAAAUGUAAUUUACAAUAUAUCUUUUAAUGUACAAUUUGAACAAUUGUGUGAAAUAGUCUUUCUAUUUCCCUUUCAUUAAUUUCAAAAUUUGUUCAACAUAUUUAGUCCUUAAUAAUUGUUGGUACAUUAUUAAGAGGUCUUUGAAAGUUAAAAUAACUUAUUCUUUCUUCUCGUGAUAUGAAUCUAAAAAAAAAAAACUUUGUUAAAUUUGUAAUGGUAUAUUAAAACUGUUUCAUAUAAUAAAGUAACACUACCUUAAUAUAAUACAAAUUAUAAUAUUAUGUUUUAAAAAAA